Messenger RNA from Talaromyces rugulosus, 1086 nucleotides. RefSeq lists its product as uncharacterized. The transcript is spliced from 4 exons. The coding region runs from base 1 to 1086 and encodes 361 amino acids. The record is from RefSeq and is a predicted model, not a curated record. NCBI's taxonomy places the organism in Eukaryota, Fungi, Ascomycota, Eurotiomycetes, Eurotiales, Trichocomaceae.
AUGUCGUCUCACAGCUUACCCAACAUACCGUCGCUGCGCAAGCACCAGUUAUUGUUGGAGUUCGCGAGUUUGAAACAUGCAGCCCCUCCAGGGGUGUACGUGAGCAUCAACAAUCCCACCGAUCCGACAUUAUGGUCAGGAGUCUUCUUUAUCCGAAGUGGGCCGUAUGCGUCGGCAAUCCUUCGUUUCGCGAUUCGAUUCCCCGCCUCCUAUCCUGAGCUCCCUCCGCUCGUCACAUUCAACACCGAUAUAUUCCACCCGCUAGUCGUUCCUCUGACAACAUACACGUUUACGACCGGUUCUUCGAACGAGGCUCCUGUAAGUGCGACCGACGAGGAGCGGCUGUCACCCGGUGCCUUUAGUCUGCGACAUGGAUUCCCUCACUGGUUCGGGCGAGCACAGAGGACCGCAAACAAUUCUGGGACGCCGUCGCGAAACAUAAGCGGUAGCAAAAUUGAGAACGAAAGUAAAGUGGCACAAACCGAUAUCAUUACAGAAGACGGCGGAGAUAGCAACAACGCUGCCAAUGACCCUGUCGUGCCAGUCACGCCGAAAAAGCAAACAGCAAGAGAGACGCCAGUCACCUCUCCAUCUCCAGGAGUAAAAGAAAACGCGUCUCCGGCUUCCCCGGCUCCGGUUUCUGGUCCAUAUUUAGACAAGCAAAGAAGCGUUCCUGUGGUGACAUUAUUGAGUUAUAUACUGUCCACGUUUGAUGACGAGAACAUACUUGAUUCUCUCCCCCUAGAGGCUGCUGGAAACCCGGGAGCGUGGCAUGCUUGGAAAGCAUACCGUCGAAAUGAAAAAGGGUUCAAGCAUCAGUCAAAUGGCUCUGGUGUUGCCACCCCAGAUAAGAGAGGCACCCCUCAGGCACGUUUGCCUGGCGAAUGGAACUGGGAAGGCGUGUGGGCAAAGCGAGUUCAGAGCGGAGUCGAGGCGAGCCAGUCUCAUGCUGUGUUAUUUGGGAAUGCUCCUCGCGCUGGAGAUGAUCUAAUGCGGUUUCUGAACAUCGACCAGGCUACUUUGGAGAGCGUCAGAGAAAAGAUACUUCCAGCGUCGGAGGAAACGAGUGCGCAGGAGCAAGCAUGA